UUCUAACAGGUGAAUAUCAGUUUUAAUUUCUGUGUCUCCCUUGAAGAUCAUCUACAGUCAUCUCAAUAAAUUAGUUAUUUGUAUUGUUUCAUAUCAGAAUCAAGCGAUGGAGGUGGCCAUAAAGAAUGUGAUGCCAAACACAGCCCACCAAUGGUGCAAAUGGCACAUCAUGAAGAAAGCAGAAGAGUGCCUUGGACCCCUAUACAGAAAACGGAAUGGGUUCCGAGCAGAGUUCCAUAAGGUCUUCAGCAACGUAGUGACAAUAGAUGAGUUUGAGACAGCAUGGGCGGUGUUGAUCGACAAGUACAACUUAAGGUCACAUCCAUACAUGGCACAACUUUACGAAACCAGGAAGAAAUGGGCAAAGCCAUAUUUCAAGGGGGUGUUUUGUGCCAAGAUGACGAGUACUCAAAGGAGCGAGACUGCCAACAGUAUGCUGAAGAAAUAUGUACCACCUGCAUGCCUGAUGCAUAUGUUCGUGAAGCAAUACAUGCGCUUGCAGUUUGACUGGGACGCAGAUGAAGCCUAUGAAGAGAAACGGACCCUGAUUGGUGGCGUCGUGCUGAGGCGUAACUUACCUAUGGAGCGACAUGCUAGCAAGAUAUAUACUCAUGCGAUGUUCAAACAGUUUGGCCAAAUCCUUUAUCAAGCAGGAUCUUACCGUCUGGAGGUGAUCGAGAAGAACAAGGUGUACAGGACAACGUAG
Molecule: messenger RNA, 706 nt
Organism: Triticum dicoccoides
Lineage: Eukaryota; Viridiplantae; Streptophyta; Magnoliopsida; Poales; Poaceae
Product: protein FAR1-RELATED SEQUENCE 5-like
Exons: 3
Coding region: 107-706 (199 amino acids)
Biological process (GO): regulation of DNA-templated transcription
Source: RefSeq, a predicted model, not a curated record